Sorghum bicolor (sorghum) is the source of this 1492-nucleotide messenger RNA. RefSeq lists its product as uncharacterized. The record is from RefSeq and is a predicted model, not a curated record. The transcript has 5 exons. NCBI's taxonomy places the organism in Eukaryota, Viridiplantae, Streptophyta, Magnoliopsida, Poales, Poaceae. The coding region runs from base 281 to 1249 and encodes 322 amino acids. Gene Ontology annotation, biological process: cell surface receptor signaling pathway.
AUUCUUUUGCUGUUUCACUCGGCGUGGAUGCAACGCAGAGCAUCGUGUGAUAUUCGCUCGCGUCUUUGGAACCUGCUGCUGCAACUCACUAUCUUAGUAGAGAGGAAAGCCAACACACAGCAGCUGCAGCCUGCCGCUGCCAAGCGAGAGCACGACGCCGCCGGCAAAGCUCGACGAUCGGAAGGAGUUGUUAAUUGGUUCAUAAUAAUUAAUUUAAGCAGCAGACCGACGACAGAACGCAUGCAGCAAGAGAUAGAUAGAAUAUAGCUCUAGACGACGCAUGGGCAUGGCCAAUCCGGUGAGCAUCGUGCAGGCAAUCAUAGACUUGGCGCUCAAGAUCAAGAAGGAGGUGGAGACGUUUCGGCACAAUCGGGACGACUGCCGCAAGAUCGGCGAGGUCGUGGCCACGGUGCGCGCCGUCGCAGAGGGCCUACGGAAGAGCGUGGAGGAGGAGGACGGCGGCGCGUUGGUGGGUGGCGCGCUCAAGGCUCUGAAGCAGGCCCUGGAGCGCGCCUGGGAUCUCGUGGUCGCCUGCCAGAGGAAGAACGCCGUGCUCCGUGCCCUGGAGGCCGACGCCAUCGCCGAGAAGCUGCGCCGGGUCUGCCUCGACGUCUCGCUCAACCUCAGCGCAGUGGUGCUCGCCAAAAUUAUGGAGAUUGUUGCUGCCAUUCCGGAUGCUCACCUGCAUCUGCGACAACAGGUCGCAAGAUUGGUGCAGAGUUUCAGUGAUUCAACUGAUGACGAUGUUAGUUAUUAUCAAAAUGGAAGUACAAGGGAGACAAAGAAAACAGAUGAUGAUGCUAGUUAUUAUCAAAAUGAAAGUACAAGGGAGCCAAAGAAAACACAUGAUGUUGCCAGGUACUCCACCUAUUCCCCGAGCUACGCCUAUCCGAGCUACUACGACUACAAAGCUCAGAGCUACGAUGGCUACCAGGGAGCCCAACGCCAAUACGACCAACAACGCUAUGGUGCAUCUGGCUCCUUGGGCGGAGGCGCGACGGCACAAGAGUUCAUUACAAACUUCCAGACUGUUGGGAACGCUUACAUGCAGAACUACCACGCUUACCAACAGAGCUAUGAUCGCUACCAGGGAGCCCAACGCCAAUAUAUGGCCACUGUCCCCUGGGACCAACAACGCUAUGGUGCUUCUUUUUUAGCUCUUUGGGCGGAGGCGCGACAGUCAACUACCCAGGAAACUACGGGCAUGUUUGGUUCAUGGCCACACAUUGCCAUGCCUAACCUUAAGUAGUAGCCACAAGUGUGGCAAGCCAUAAACUGUGGCAAAAACAAGGUGUUUGGUUAGUGACUAAGGUUUGGCAAAAUAAAUGUGGCUGCUGUUUGGAUAGUUACCACAAAAGCAUGGCAAAAUAUUGUGGCAUGUGUUUGGUUUGCAACCACAAAUGAAUGAAAAAUACCUCAUUGUCAUAGUAGGAUCACACUCAUUUUUCAGAGAACAACAUAUAUAUACAUAUAUGUAGAAGGUUUAAGCCUA